GGAAGUAGUGUGUUGUAUCAGUGCUGAGCUCCGGCCGGUGUGUUUGAGUAUCUGAAGCCGGGAAAGAUGCCGGAGCUAGCGGUAGAUCGCGUGGUUGUCCACCCGCUGGUACUUCUGAGUGUAGUUGAUCAUUUUAAUAGGAUAGGGAAGGUUGGAAACCAAAAGCGAGUGGUUGGUGUCUUGCUGGGAUCUUGGCACAAGAAAAUAUUAGAUGUCUCCAACAGUUUUGCAGUUCCAUUUGAUGAAGAUGACAAGGAUGAUUCAGUCUGGUUUCUUGAUCAUGACUAUUUGGAGAAUAUGUAUGGAAUGUUCAAAAAAGUAAACGCUCGCGAGCGAAUAGUUGGCUGGUAUCACACUGGGCCAAAACUGCAUAAAAAUGAUAUUGCUAUUAACGAGUUAAUGAAAGGAUAUUGCCCAAAUUCGGUACUGGUGAUCAUAGAUGUUAAACCAAAAGAUCUUGGUCUUCCUACUGAGGCGUAUAUUUCUGUAGAGGAGGUUCAUGAUGAUGGGACACCGACUUCAAAGACUUUUGAACAUGUCACAAGUGAGAUUGGAGCAGAGGAAGCUGAAGAGGUUGGAGUGGAACAUCUACUACGAGACAUCAAGGACACUACAGUAGGGACCUUGUCGCAGCGCAUUACAAAUCAAGUGCAUGGACUGAAGGGGCUUAACUCCAAAUUGCUGGAUAUCAGGAGUUACCUAGAGAAAGUGUCCACAGGGAAACUGCCCAUCAACCACCAAAUCAUUUACCAACUGCAGGAUGUCUUCAACUUGCUCCCAGACGUCAAUCUGCAAGAGUUUGUAAAGGCUUUCUACCUAAAGACUAACGACCAAAUGCUUGUGGUGUACCUGGCUUCACUCAUCCGCUCUGUGGUCGCGCUUCACAAUCUUAUCAACAAUAAGAUCGCCAAUAGGGAUGCGGAGAAAAAGGAAGGUCAGGAAAAGGAGGAGAGCAAGAAAGAUAGAAAAGAAGAGAAAGAAAAGAGCGAAGCGAAAAAAGACGAGAAAAAGGAGAAAAAAUGAAAACCGUCUUAGCAGUGUUUUGUGGGUGGGUAGUGAAAUUAAAGGAGAAUCUUGUAAAACUGAAUUGACGUGUGCUGCUCUGGGUAUCAUUUUUUUUUUUUUUUAGUCCACGAGGAAAAUCUUUCUACUGAAAUUCUUGAACAGGAGUUAAUGGUAGGACUUUACUGGUUGCAUAGUAAAUUUCUAUGUGCUAGUUUUGGGUAGCAAUGCUGGGUCAGUGAAGUGAAGCGAGUUGUUGGAUCUACACAAUAUAUCCGGUGUAGAUAAAUAUUCAAAUAACCUACUUUAAUUUCUCUCCCAGAUAUUUUUUUCUAUUUUAGAAAUAUUAUCAUUGUUUUGGUUUUUUUUGUCGGGAGAGCACUUGGGUAUUAAAGGUGGGGAUGAAAAGCACCUUUUAAUAUCAAUAGGUAUCAAUUUGACAGUAAUAUCACCUUCCCCUAAAAAAAGAUUAAAAAGAUCUGGUUUAUAA
This is a messenger RNA of Bombina bombina (fire-bellied toad), 1492 nucleotides long. RefSeq names its product proteasome 26S subunit, non-ATPase 7 (gene PSMD7). The transcript has 7 exons. Gene Ontology annotation, molecular function: protein binding; metallopeptidase activity. The record is from RefSeq and is a predicted model, not a curated record. Gene Ontology annotation, cellular component: proteasome complex; proteasome regulatory particle. Bases 67 to 1023 code for a protein of 318 amino acids. Gene Ontology annotation, biological process: proteasome-mediated ubiquitin-dependent protein catabolic process. NCBI's taxonomy places the organism in Eukaryota, Metazoa, Chordata, Amphibia, Anura, Bombinatoridae.